Molecule: messenger RNA, 2709 nt
Organism: Scomber scombrus (Atlantic mackerel)
Lineage: Eukaryota; Metazoa; Chordata; Actinopteri; Scombriformes; Scombridae
Product: WD repeat-containing protein 49-like
Exons: 17
Coding region: 1-2709 (902 amino acids)
Molecular function (GO): protein binding
Source: RefSeq, a predicted model, not a curated record
AUGGGAACGAGGAUGGAAGUGGCACAGCUUGAGAGCAGGAUGAACACUGAUGACUAUAGAAAGCUACAGAGCCUUUUCCUGGACACCUCAGGCCAAUCUCGCUCCUUGUCGAGAACUGAAUUCAUCAAUCUGGCUUGUUCAUCAGUUGGCCGUGGCUCCAGGGAGGAAUAUGGCCUCCUGUUUGACAGCGUGGUAGUCACUCAAGAGCACCGCAGCCUUCUUCUGGACAGUGAUGCCGUGAAGGAAGAAGGACGUGUUGACUGGGGAGGGCUGUGCUCUUUUCUUUUACUGGAGCUGUCUGAUAAAGUGAAGAUCAAUAGAACUACCUGCAGUAGUGUGCCUUGCUGGAAGCCACCUCGCACUUUGACCUGUCCACAUCGAGACCCGGUACAAAAGGUGUUGUACCUGCAGAGUUCAGGUCAGUACUUGACAGUGAGUAAAGGAGGAACUGUGGGGCUGCGGGCCGGAGAGGACAUGUCCCUUCUGCACACACAUCGACUACAAAACAGCACAGUCAGACCCAAAGACCUCUGGGUCACAGACGUGGUGCUGCUGCACAAUGUGCACAAGAUAGCUGUGUCAUUCACAAGUAAGGAGGUGUGUUUUUAUGACACACUGUCUAAAUUGGACUUUAACUGCAAGUAUAAACUCCAGGGUUUAAAGUUCUCUCCCUGGUGUCUCGACUACUGGGUGGAUCCUUGUAACCCAGACCAGGCUGUCCUCACCAUAGGAGACAUUGGAGGACAGGUCAGUGCUUUAUAUUUCACAUCAGCUCAGAUCUCUCUGUUUGAGAGACUCAGUCCGCGGAUGGAUUCGGAUUCAGCAGACAUCAUCCUGUGGGAUGAGCUGGUUAAGGGAAAACAUCGCUCCUGUUACACAGUGACACACCAGGCACAUGAGCCAGUCUGGGUUCGAAAAGUAUGUCACCUGGGUUCACUGGAGGCCUUUGUGUCAUGCAGCACCAGCCCACAGAGCAGCAUGGUAAUUGGCUGGAGGGAAAAGGAAAGCAGGAGUCUAAGAGUCACUUCUUUCUUUACAAAGCGGGGAGUGUGGGACAUGGACCACCACCGUGGACUCAAUCUUAUAGCCACAGCAGGUGUGGACCAUCAGGUCCUACUGUGGAACCCUUAUGUGACCUCAGAGCCAGUGUGUGUGCUCAGUGGUCACACAAGCCCGGUCACCUCCGUCCGCUUCAUGCAGACCAAGCAACAAUUGCUCAGCUACUCCAACGACAAGGUCCUGUGUCUAUGGGACGUGUCCAGUCAGCUGUGCAUUCAUCGCCUUGACAGCGUCUUCCCAACGACACAGGAGGACACACGCACUCUCCUGUUCCUCCAUGAGGAGCAACAACUGCUCCUGCUAAGCUUCAACAGCCUACUUCUCAUUCUGGAGACUAUGAAGGAAGAGAAGAGGAUUAACAGCCAUGAGCACCCUGUUACCUGUGUGCUCUAUAAUAGUUUGUUCAGACAGGUAGUCAGCAGUGACUCUGCCUCCUCUGUGAUCUGCUGGUUGGCUGACACAGGCCAAAAGGUCAAGCAAAUCCACGGUUGCCACGGAAACGCUGAAAUCUCUGCCAUGGCCCUAGAUGGCACACAGACUCGACUGUUUACUGCAGGCACUGAUGGAGAGGUCAAAGUUUGGGACUUCAACGGCCGCUGCCUACACAGAAUGAAUGCCGGCCUGGGUCAUGCUGUGGAGAUCUCACAGGUUCUGCUGCUGAAGAGGAGCAUACUGGUGAUGGGCUGGGAAAGGAUGUUAACAGUAUUCCGUCUGCAUUCCUUCUCGCAGCCUUGUGUUGAACCAUCAGAGUGGAAGGGGGGUGUUCAGCAUCGUGGUGAUGUGCUCUGUGCUGCAUUCCAGCCUCCGCAGACUCUUGUCACAGGAAGCUAUGAUGGAGAGAUUAUAGUGUGGAACAACAGCACUGAAAAAGCUUUAAGAAAACUGUGGCCGCGUGCUGAACAUGAUGAAGGCGAGAAGCACCAAGGUAAUUUCCCUGAUUCUCAUCUUGGUUUCAGUGGCAAAGACGACUCACAGAACUGCAUUGCUGUCACCAGGUUGUUCUUUUUACCAGGGCGCACAUCUGUGGCUGCAGCAACAGGUGGUGCAGAUUUGGUGUCAUGUGGCGGCUCAGGUGUGGUCAGGCUCUGGAACAGCCUCCACAGCCGUCUGGUGGGACAGUUCACCGCUCACAAUCCAGACCUGGGGUCUAUUGUUAUGACUGUCAGCCCCUGUGGAAAACAUUUAGUCACAGCUGACAGAGUGGGAACACUGAAGACAUGGGACAUACAGCAUUAUUGCCUCAAACCAGCUGAAGGAGUAACCAAAGAACUUCCAAAACUGCUGCAUAGUUUCCACCCACACCUUGAUCGUGUGACUCACCUGGAGACAUGUAUCCAUGGGGAUAGGGUCCUUCUUCUGUCGGCUUCAUCAGACUGCAGUGUGGCUCUCAGCUACCUGCCUGGAGACACCAUUGGUUUGUUUGGACAGGAGACGCCGUGGAGCUUAGAGAGACCUGGAUGUCUUCACCCACGGCAGGACACAGAGCAACAGCAGCAGGGAGACCAUAAAGGGCAAGGGGACACCACACAGAGAGGGGAGAGGUCACCUCCAGCUCCCAGUGAGACAUAUGCUGACCUAGACCCUGACACCUCAGCAAAGGAUGGAGAGGUGGGGAUGAAAGACAAGGAGGCAGGAGUAGACAGAAGAUAA